UCUCCCUCGGUCGGCCGCAUCCACUGCCCGUACCCCCCCAAACUGCCCCCGACCGCCUUUCCUCUCUUCGGUUACCCUCCUCUCCAAACAGGUAAUCCCCACAUAGGGCCACACUCGACCGCAAAGAGUUAAGACAAAACACAGUUCCUAAAGCAUCCAUUUUGCAGAGCAACCGCCCACUCAUCUCCCAAAAUGGCAACCGAAAUCACCGAUCACGACCAGAAGCUUUCUGAGUCGGCUGUCGAUGACACUGGUGUCGGCAAUGGCAAUGGUGCAUUGGGAGCCGAUGCAAAUCGCGGCACCAAGCGACCGCGACCCAGCAACGUGGACGACGAUGACGAUGAUGAUGACAAGCCGGGCCGUGAGCGACGCAAAAUUGAAAUUAAGUUCAUCCAGGACAAGUCGCGAAGGCACAUCACCUUUUCCAAGCGAAAGGCUGGCAUCAUGAAGAAGGCGUACGAAUUGUCCGUCCUUACCGGAACGCAGGUGCUACUGCUCGUCGUCUCCGAGACCGGUCUAGUCUACACGUUCACGACUCCCAAGCUUCAACCUCUCGUCACCAAGCCCGAAGGCAAGAACCUCAUUCAGGCUUGCCUCAACGCGCCCGAGCCCACCAGUGCCAACGAUAACGACAUCAACGGCGAACCGCCGGUCGAGUCUCCCGAGGAAACCCACCCGCAAGCUCGAGGCGGGAUGCCCCCCGGCGGUGGUAUGCCACCGACCCCAUAUGGCCUGACACCAGAACAAGCGCUCCAGUAUCAGACAUACUUGCAGCAACAACAGCAGGCCGGCGGCUCAUACGCAGGGCUACCUCAGAAUCGGAUGCCAACCCACCCUCAACACCAAUAGACGGGAACCUGUCUGUAGAGAUGAUCCCCUGGCGUGGCAUAACAUUCUCAGUCCGUAUGAUGAUAUAAUAUGGGAUCGGUUGGC
This is a messenger RNA of Eremomyces bilateralis CBS 781.70, 933 nucleotides long. Its product is annotated as SRF-TF-domain-containing protein. The record is from RefSeq and is a predicted model, not a curated record. Gene Ontology annotation, biological process: positive regulation of transcription by RNA polymerase II. NCBI's taxonomy places the organism in Eukaryota, Fungi, Ascomycota, Dothideomycetes, Eremomycetales, Eremomycetaceae. The transcript is spliced from 3 exons. The coding region runs from base 193 to 849 and encodes 218 amino acids. Gene Ontology annotation, molecular function: protein dimerization activity; RNA polymerase II cis-regulatory region sequence-specific DNA binding; DNA-binding transcription factor activity, RNA polymerase II-specific.